UCUGUCUCAGGAACCAGGACUGGCUGCACUCAUCAGACCAGCUCUCAGCACACACACUUUUCACAGCUUUCCCUCUACUUUUGAUUCAGAGAAAACUAUUUAUAAACGCACUGAACACGCGUUUUUCAUCGGCUCAAGGAUUAUUCAGGAGUAAACGGAGAGUUUUGUCCGCUUUUGCGCGGCUGUGAGGGCGCACCGGAGGCCUUUAUUUCAACCAGAAGCGCAGCACACUGACACCGAUGAAAACAGCAAGCUGAUUGGAUCCUCCGAGGGGCUGAGUGUCAGUGAUGGGUCGGAAGCUGGAUCUGUCGGGACUAACGGACAGCGAGGCGGAACAUGUGCUGCAGGUGGUGCAGAGAGACAUGAGGCUCCGCAAGAAGGAGGAGGAGAGACUCAGUGAACUGAAGCAGGAGCUGGAUGAGGAGGGCAGUCGCUGCCUCCUGCUGUCACGGCAGAGUUGCUUCAACCAGCGCUGCUGCAUCCGCUGCUGCUCGCCAUUCACCUUCCUGCUCAACCCCAAACGCCAGUGCAGGGACUGCCACUACAACGUCUGCAAGGCCUGCCGGGUUUACAACAAGCAGGACAAAGCCUGGCUCUGCUCCGCCUGCCAGAAGAGCAGGUUGUUGAAGACACAGUCGUUGGAGUGGUUCUACACCAAUGUGAAGAAACGCUUCAAGAGGUUUGGCAGCGCCAAAGUGCUGAAGACUCUCUACAGGAAGCACCUGGCAGAGCACAGUGCGCUUUCAGAGCUUACUGAGGGCAGCGCCUACGAGGAGAGCAUCUGCAAUGAGGGCAGCAUCUGUGGGAGCGACUCGACUUUCUACAGACAAACUGAAGAGCACAGCAUGGCAGAGACGCUCACUGUGGCCAUGCGGGUGGCAGAGGAGGCCAUAGAUGAGGCCAUUUCCAAGGCUGAGUUCGACACUUCGAGUCAGGAGAAGCAGAAUGAGGCACACUAUCUGCGGGAGCACAGAGGAGACCUCAUUGAGGAACUGGCCAAAAUUAUCAUGCAAAAAAUUAUUAGCAGGAGGAAGACUCUGGCUGAGAUGAGAGCAGAAUAUGACCAGGACUUGCCCCUGGAACGCAACACUGACCUUCAUCGCCAUCAUCAGCCUGCCUGCGAUCAGACCUCCAGCUCCCUGAAACACCGGCCGAGCCUCUGGAGGUCUCACUCCGCCUUCUCACUGCUGGACAACGACCCUCCCAAUCUGGUACAAGACUCCUCACAGGCGCUGAAGAAGGAAGGUGGAGGGUCGACGAUGACCACUUGGAAGAGUGUAGACCGGCUGGACAACGCUGGUGUGUCCUCAGUGCUGAAGAGCGUAGAUGGGAACUGGAUCGUCCUGCAGAGCGCCCAGCUGUCUCGUCCCAGCCUGCUCACCAAAAGGAAGAGUCAGGUCUACAGUGCCUUGGAGAGGGAGUCUGGAGUGGUGUCCGCCUACGAAGGUCUGGGCUCUGACAACGAAACCAAGCCAGAGCCUGACAGCUCCUGGGGUGCCGUCCUCCAGGAGAUCCACAGGAAGAUGACAGACUCUAACUUCAACCUACACGACAGCGGUGACAGAAGCCCGUCGUUGCCGAUGGACCGCCGAGGCAGCAGAAACGACGUGCUUUCAGACUCUGAGGUGAACUGGAAGCCCAGUAAACCUCUGCUGGCUCUUUUAAAGCGGAAGGUGCCUGCGGAGAUCAGGAGACCUUCAUCAUCCCGGAGAACGAGCAUCAUUGAUGUCAACUUCAAUGUGGAAGUAGCGGGAGGAGCAGAGGAGGAGGAGGAUGAGGGGAUUAAGGUGGUUGCAGAACCAGAGACCGGAAAAGUGAGAAGGAAGAAGAGGAGGACCAGAAAAGAGCCAGCAGCUGCUUCUAGUGUGUCGGAUUUAAACAAAAAUGACAACCACACUCUCCGCUCUGAUGAUGCUGGGACCCCUGACACUCUGACCUCUGGAUCCACGACCCCUGAAUUUUCAGACCACGAAGGUGACCUCACUGCAAAUCAGAUGGAUGAGGAGCUCGUGUUAAAUCUCCAACAGCCUGCAGGCCGAGUUUCUGACUCCUCCACUAGAGAAGAAGAGCUCGAUGAAGUGGGAGAUGCUGGUAGUGAUGGAGAGAUGGAGCAAAGCAAGGACAGACAUGAAGAAGACGAGAGCUUGUGGAAGAUGGAGGUUGAGUUGGAAAGAGGAAGAAUGGAAGAUGAGGAAGAGAAUGAAACAGAUGAUGAAGAGGUGAAAUACAGAUUGUACAGGCUUGUUGCACAGUCCAGACUCGCAUACUUCUCUUCUACUGAUGAUGAGCUGGACAAGGCGGGCCAGAGUGAAGGAGAAUGGGACAAAGAUGAAGAUAUGGAGGAGGAAGAUGAAAAGGCUGAAAGACUCGCUUAUAAACUCUGUAAGUUGGAAAAAGAAGUCAGAGCCGCACAGUUUUCGUCCACAGAAGACGAGCUGGACAGAACUGGCAUCGAAGAGAGGAAAAAUGGAGAGGAAGAGGAGGAUGGGAGGAAUGAGGAGCUGGCGGUGAAAGUGUGCAGAUUAGCUAAUCAAGUCAACGCUACCCAGUUUUCAUCCACAGAGGAUGAAUUAGACAGAGCAGGCAGAGGCGAAGACGAGAUAGAUGAAGUGACGCUGUGGAAACUGCAGGCAGAAAAAACUGUUCAGGGAGCUCAGCUGCGCGAUUUAGCGAGUUUAGUCAGCGCCUCUCAGUUUUCCUCCACUGAGGAUGAGCUCGAUAGAGUUGGAGAGGAUGAGGAAGAGAUAGAGCAGGAGGUGGAUGACAGAGGGACGGAGAGCAGAAGUGAGGGAGGAUUGGAGAGGAGAGAAUCCUUUGGAGAUAUAGAUGUGAACAUGUUUGAUUUGUGGGAUGAAAUUGAGGAGAGAAAAAAAGAGGGCAGCGAUGAAGAAGUAGCUAGAGAGAAUGUUUUGGACAGUGAAACAAAGGCUGAGGAUGUUGAACAUGAUGACUCUGAGGAAAAUAAACACUGCAAGGAGGUGAGUGUAACAGAGGAUGAAAAAAUAGCAAGGGGGCACUCAAAUGACAGAAAAGUUUUUCAAAGAGACGAGGCUGGGAAAGAAAAAGCGAAAGGAGAAGAAACUGAGUUAAAAACAGAAGUGGAAGUGGAGAAAAUGAAGAGGAUGAUAGAUUUACACGAGGCAAAAAUUCAGCAAGAGAAUCAGCCAGAGGCAAAGAGGACAGAUGAAGAGAAAGGAGAUGAAAAGCUUGAGAAAGACAGCAAAGAGAGUGUGGGGAGAAGGGAAACCACAGCAGACAGCGAUGAAGAAGACGCAGAAUUUAGCAGAAUCAUCAGCAGCAUGCUGAUGAUGACUUUGGAGGACAUGCAGGAAGAAAGUAUAAAAGAUAAAGCUGGAGAAAACAGAGGGAGACACAGAGAGCUACAGGAUGAGAUGGAUAAGAUGGGAAGAGAGAGUGGAUGCAGAGAAAAGGCUUCAGAGGAGACAGAAGGUGUCUCAAAGGGACAUCAGAGUUUCAGUGAGAAGUCAGAGUCAGGGGAGUAUGUAAGUGAGGAAACUGAAAGACAUAUCUCAGGAAAACAGAGCGCAGACGUUACAGGCAGAACUGAAAAUGUGCAGGAAGACAGACAAAUUAGUUUGUUGAAAGAAAAACCGACAGUGGUGACAAUCAAAGACACGUUUGAGACAAAUGAGGCUGAGUUGACAAGUAGAAGAACUGAAGUAGAUGAUGAAGACAAACAGGAUGGAGGAGCAAAAAUGGCAGCAGAGUGGCAGUUAAUGGAGACACAGCGAGACACCAGAGACUGUGAGAAGAAAGAUCUAGAUGGAAGAGUUGAGGAAACCAAAGACGACGCGGAGCUGAGCAGCACUUCCUGUCUUCCGAGGGGUUUGCUGACGCCAGAGGAGAUUCAGAACGGUAGUGACACAGAGCUUUACAAGACUAUAGAGAUUAUAUCAACUCUGCUGGAGCAGAGAUACUCGGCAGUGUCUCUGCGCAGCAUCACCACUGAGGUGUUGAAGGUGCUGAACGCCACCGAGGAGCUGCUGCAGGGAGUGGAAGGAGGAGACAACGGCCGACUGUCCACCAGCUCACUGCCCCCCGACACCGACCCCGGCAAACUGGACCAACAGUUCUCCAGACUGGAGGAAAACGUGUACGUGGCGGCUGGUUCAGUGUACAGUCUGGAGGCGGAGCUCAGCGACCUGGAGGAAUGUGCCAGGGGAAUCUGCAGCUCCACGUCCGAUAUGGAGCUGUCUUUCCUGGAGGAGCAGGUGGCAGCAGCAGCUGCCAAAGUUCAACAGUCUGAGCUGCAGAUAUCUGACAUCUCAGCAAGAAUAGCUGCUUUGAGGAGUGCAGGCCUCAAUGUGGACGCACAGUCACGCUUCACUAAGACGAAAACUCUUCCAGUUAUGCCUGUUACCCUGGACUCCUCUAGACAGCUAAGGCGGCGGCUACCUGCACCACCAGUGAAAGACAAGGAAACCUGAAUAACUGAACCAGGACUUUCUGCAGUACCUCCCAGCACAGCAGUGCCUUGACCCCUGUCGCUCUGCAGCCUGCAGACCAGUCUUACACUAUCCCUUCACACACCUUUGCCUUAAUAUAGUUUUCAACUAAACAUGCCUUCAAAUAAUAGGGGACACUAGCACUGUAUGUGUAUUUUAAGUUGUAUGCCACAGAUAAUGCAGGAAAUUGUUGUUUCUUGUAUUGUCCUGUCAGAAAAAAUGUUGUAGUUUAAAGUGGUGAAGUAAGUACAUUACACACCAGUGUACAAAAAAAUCCAAUGUUUUAAUUAGAAUACAUUUUAUAAACUUCACUUUAACACUGCUGUUCAUUGUAAAGGCAUAUUUUGGUUCCUUUGUAGUGGGGUUGUAUGAGGUACUUACCCAGACAGUCAGUGUGUUACCUACGGUACAGUUAGGCACCACCUCUUUUUGAAGCAGCAAAGAAAUGCUCUGAAUGGGAUCAGCAGCAAAGCAUAUUUUUACCACAGCCCUUUCCUUUGGCACUACAUUUUAUUAACCCUAGAACUUCUGUAUUCCUACGCUUAAGCACACCAGUGCAAUGCAUUGUAUUACACUGCUGAAACUGUGAGUGACACAGCUGAAGGAUACAAGGUGCAGCAUUGAUUUACUUACACGUAGAAAUAUGGAAGUUCUAAUAAAAUGCAAACUGUGAAAAUAUUCUAGACAUAGUGUACACUUGAAGAGAUACACACUACUGGUCAAAAGUUUUACAACGCCCCAAUUUUUCCAUUUUUUUUGUUGGAAUUGAAGUAGUUCAAGUCCAACGAAUAGUUUGAAAUGGUACAAUUGGGGGGGGCAAUAUUCGAAUCUCAAAAAUAAUAUUUGGAUACCACUGUAACAACCGACUAUUCGGAUAUUCAGGUCCAACCCUAGUUGUAGCUUCCUUCGAUUCUCUCUCAAGCACUCUGUCCCUGUCCAACACUAUGUCCUCAGAGGAGUGUCCCCUCUCAUUUAGAUGCAGGUGCACUGCUGAGUCUUUUCCUGAGGAGCUGCCUUUCCUGUGUUGUGCUAUGUGCUUUCAGAGCUAUUGUUUAGUCUCCCGCUUUACAUCGGCCUGUGCUCAUUGCAUUGAACUGCAUAUAGAACAUUGCUCAGCCUAUGUUUGGGUGUUUUACCCUUGGGGCGAGCCAGUUUGUGUCUGAGAGUAAAUCCUGUGUUUGGAGUGCACCAAGAUGUAAGAGAAAAUCCUGAGGAAUGAAAAUGUUGUUGUGCCUUUUCCAUUUGAUGUUUUUUUCUGAAUCUCUCAGCUGAUUUAAUGAAGACCCAGUUGGGAUAACCACAGGUUGGCUGCUUCUUAUUUCCCUCUGUCUUGAUAGGGCCAUUCUCAGCCCAGUGCUGUAAGGUUCUGAUAACACCCAGCUCAUGUUCCAGUCAAAUAGCAGCUUUCCGUCUUUAUGUGUAGGUUCUGGGUCCUCAUUGAGUUAGCUAAGAAACCUGAAAAAACACCAAAUAGAGAAGAAAAGAGCAAGCAACAACAUCGUCAGCCUGUAUAUAACUGGUGUGUCGGAGAAACUUGAAAGGAUUUUUUUCAAAACAUCAUCCCAGUGCAAUGGUUUUAACUUGCGGAUAGAACACCUAAACAUGAGCUGAGCAACACCAUAUAUGCAGUCCAAUGCAGCGAGUAGUCCACAGGCCUACAUAAAGGGAGAGACUAAACAACAGGUCUAACAGCACAUAUGGCACAACACAGGAGAGCAACGUCCUCAGAACAAGACUCAGCAGUCUACCUUCAUCUAAAGGAUAAGGGACACUCCUUCAAGCACAGCAACGUUCGCAUUCUAGACAGAGACAGAUGGUUUCAGAGAGGAGUGAAGGAAGAAAUCUAUGUUAAACUAGAAUAACCUUCUUUAAACUGGGGAGGUGACCUGUGGCACCACCUCUGAGCCCCAUACAGGGUGUCUCUAAAGUAAAACAGAAUUUUGUUGAAAGACAAAAGAGUUGAACUGGUACGUCUCUGUAGACGUGAAGAAUGGACAUAUUGAAAGAUAGGGUUAGGGUUAGGAAAGUGAUUUUUUGGGGCUGGCAUGAAUUUUAGUCAUGGCCAAUUCUUUAGUUUCGGCUGAUAUAUUUGGUCAUCCAGAACGGGGUUUGUCCAUGACACUGCCUGUUUCUUUAAACUUUUUAACCACCUUCGCCUCCGUGGAAAAGCCUCCUUGGAUGACGUGCAUUAAAUUCAUGUGUUAUCUUUCGAUGUCAAUCAAUAUUUAUUUAUUUUUGCCACUGUCCAAUAUGGGGAGCUGCUAUUGGCUCCCACAGAUUGUUAGAGAUACAAAAGGUAGACCCUCCUCCUGGUUAACACAUAGAUAAUUAUAAUCCAAUACAAUGUACACUACCAGUCAAAUGUUUGGACACUCCUUCUAAUUCAAUGUUUUUUAUUUAUAUGUACUAUUUUCUACAUUGUAGAUUAAUACUGAAGAUUAACACUUUAUUGUUUACAACAUAAUUCCAUAUGUAUUUAUAUAUAGUUUUGAUGUCUUCAGUAUUAAUCAACAAUGUAUAAAAUAAUUAAAUACAAACCAUUACAUGAGAAGAUGUGUCCAAACUUUUGACUGGUAAUGUACAUUACUCUGAAAUGAACCAUUUUGCACAAUGAAUACUUCUACUUUUUAAUCGAAUACUUUUACUCCUAACACCGUAAUUCUAUCCAGUGCUAUUGUGACUUUUACUUAAGUACAAAAUCUGAGUACUUCCACUACUGACUGAGAGUAAGAGACUGCUGAGGCGUUGAGAUGACUGUUGAAAUGGACCAAUCAGAGAAGUGGGGUCAUCAGCCGCUGUCCUUGUCUCUAAAGUCUCAGAAGUCUACUAGAUAUGUGAGUGAGCAUGGAACAGUUGGAGGCGUAUAAUCAGUUGAGUUCAUGCUUGUCACAGCCCCAUGUUUGCAGGACCACAUAUGUGCACGCGGAGCUAAAAUGCUCAGAUGCAUGGAUGGUUUUCUGCUCGUGGAUACUGUGCCUGGUUUUCACGUGUUCAGGUUUAGAGCGUAAUUAAAUGGCAUAAAGUUGGGGGCAGUAAUCAAUACCUGCAACCCCAACCAGUCAGUGAGAGUGAGGAAGUUUCUUGGAUAAGAGGUGUAAUGUCUUCACCAAGUCCAGCUAACUUUUUCUGAAGCACUAACAAUAUACAUAAACAUGAUCAUGGGCAAGUACCUCAUACAACUGCACUUUAAAGACACUGAACUAUCCUUUUAAGUCGUAAAAAAAAUAAAAUAAAAUGAAACAAAUAGUGUACAAUAAGUAAAAAGACAGAAACUAUUAGCAGUAGAUGCAGUUACUGGAUGAAACCUGCAAUUUACAUUGUUUAUACCAGAUAUCCAAUAUACACAUGACACAUACAUGGGAACAAUUACAGCAUGAUAGAAAAAUGUUGUGAUACUAUAUCAUGUAUAAAAUUAAUAUAAAAGAAAAGUAAUUAUGGAUAAUGUUUAACUGUAUUUUUCCAUGGUUGUGUAUGUUGUAGCGUACAUAUUUGUACAGCAAAGCAAUCAGUAAAUGUCUUCUGCCUGUAUUAUAAUUUCACAGAAAAUAAAGAAAAAUCUACAUUACAAACAC
Molecule: messenger RNA, 8038 nt
Organism: Amphiprion ocellaris (clown anemonefish)
Lineage: Eukaryota; Metazoa; Chordata; Actinopteri; Pomacentridae
Product: rab effector MyRIP-like
Exons: 17
Coding region: 288-4448 (1386 amino acids)
Biological process (GO): intracellular protein transport
Cellular component (GO): cortical actin cytoskeleton
Molecular function (GO): actin binding; myosin binding; small GTPase binding
Source: RefSeq, a predicted model, not a curated record